This is a messenger RNA of Drosophila kikkawai, 1033 nucleotides long. RefSeq lists its product as uncharacterized. The record is from RefSeq and is a predicted model, not a curated record. NCBI's taxonomy places the organism in Eukaryota, Metazoa, Arthropoda, Insecta, Diptera, Drosophilidae.
UCAGCUCGCAUCCCGCCCAUAUUUAAGCCAAUUAAACGACGCCGUCUUGGACAUAAACCUCGCGAUUUAUAGGCUAAAAAAAACUAUUGGCGAAACCAAAAUGGAUACCGAGAGCAUUGGAAUCGGAUCAGACGUUAUCUCGUAGUCGACAUGGACACACGUUUGCUGGUCGCUCUACUGCUCAUCGGAGGCUCCUGGGCAGAGGAUGGUGAUGCAGAGCAACGGCCAGAUCCACUGCCAGUCAAGCGCGGUCGCUAUAUUCCCGAGUUGCAUGGAGCCACGGCUGGCUGGUAUGUUCCCGAUAAUAGUGGCAAGUAUCGCCAUGAACCACGGCCCUAUGAUGGCGGCUAUGGGGAUCGCGGUGAGCCGUACUCCGCCGAUCUGCGCGGCAUCUUCCGGAAUGUCCAGGAUCAACUCGAGGCCCGGGUGCAGGAAGCCGGUGGCGAUAGCCUUUCACUGGGUCCACGGGAUCAUCUCCGCUUCAUGAUCGACUUCAAUUUCAAUGGCACUGGCUGGCAGAUUAUCCAGUUCCAGUGGCUACGGGAUGGCGACGAAUCCCAUCCGGACACGAAGCGUUAUAGCUAUGUGAAUGAGAAUAAGCUGUGGGGUGAGGAGUCUGAAUCGGAUCAGGGAAAUCAGGCCUACGAGUACCACGAGCCGGGAGAGGAAUGUGAGGCCAGCUGUCAGCCGGAGAGUGAAGCAGCUGAAGGAGGGAGCCAGCCGGAGUCACCUGUCCAGGCUGUUGAGGAGCCAGUUCAGGAGGCGGGAGAGGCGCAGAAAACCAAUAUCUACUCUGAGAGGGAUCCUGCCAAAAUUCAUAACACCAUAAACGAGGUCCUGGAGUACAUACAACAGCACAUCCUGCCUAAGCUGAGCUAAAACUAUAGCUUUUAGAUAUAGAAAAAUAUCUAUGAAAAUUGUGUAGAUAGAAAAUAAAGUAAACUGUAAUUUGUGGAAUUAAUUUAGGACAAUUACGUUUGCGAGACAACAAUUUUAUCGAUUAUUACCCAAUAAAAAAUUGAUUAAUAUCUUG